GACUUCGGCUAUUCAUCCGGAAUUUAGGUUUUGCGCAGAUGAUUGCGAAGUGCGAUAGGUAAGUGUGUGUGUGGCGCGAAUUUUACAACAAUUGCGACGGGCAUCGAUCCGCAAUGCCUAAGGUGUUCCUGGCUGUGACGAUUGGCGAGGCCGGUGGCCUGGAAGUUCAGUGGCGGAAAAUUAUGUUCCCCGGAUUUGCUGGAAGGGGAUCGGCUGCUUGGCUGCAUUGUGGGGGAGUCGACAUGGGCCACUUUGCCGUCAUACCGUCUGUCAUUUCCGCCGCCCUCGCAAUUCUGUGUCAAGGAUUGAAUUGCGUUCUCCAUAGUGGCUGAGAGACCGGCCAAGCGCUGUGUGUAGGCAACGGAUAGCAAGAGCACA
Molecule: messenger RNA, 378 nt
Organism: Paraphaeosphaeria sporulosa
Lineage: Eukaryota; Fungi; Ascomycota; Dothideomycetes; Pleosporales; Didymosphaeriaceae
Exons: 1
Coding region: 114-332 (72 amino acids)
Source: RefSeq, a predicted model, not a curated record